This is a messenger RNA of Solanum stenotomum, 580 nucleotides long. RefSeq names its product oil body-associated protein 1A-like. The transcript is spliced from 2 exons. The annotation marks the transcript as partial. The record is from RefSeq and is a predicted model, not a curated record. NCBI's taxonomy places the organism in Eukaryota, Viridiplantae, Streptophyta, Magnoliopsida, Solanales, Solanaceae.
GUUCCAUUUCUAUGGACAUGACAUGACACGACAAGUCGAGGCGCACCACUUCUGUGGGCACCAAAACGAGGAAUUCAGGCAAUGCCUCAUUUACGACAGGCCUGACUCCGAUGGUCGUCUAAUCGGACUCGAGUACAUUGUAUCGGAGGAACUGUUCUUGACAUUGCCAGACGACGAAAAGAAAUUUUGGCAUUCUCAUUUGUACGAGGUGAAAAGCGGUGUCCUGUUCAUGCCCGGUGUUCCAGGCCCGAUUCAACGACAAGAUCAUGAAAAAACCGUGAAAACUUAUGGCAAAGUGAUACAUUUCUGGCAGGUUGAUAGAGGUGAUACACUUCCUUUGGGAAUUCCUCAAGUUAUGAUGGCGCUUACUAGAGAUGGUCAACUCGAUCAGAACCUUGCUCAAGAUGUGGAGAAACGUUUUGGUGUGUCAUUUGAUGAAGAAAGGGAGAAGAGGGCAUACAUGGAAGGUCCUGCCCAUGGGAUUCACCCACUUGCUAAUGCUGGAGGCAAAGGCAUUCGCACUCUCCUUAGAGAAGUUGAUUGUAAACCUAUCGAAUCUGUCCCUAGAGUUUUUGUUUAA